Messenger RNA from Columba livia (rock pigeon), 873 nucleotides. RefSeq names its product nascent polypeptide-associated complex subunit alpha, muscle-specific form-like. Bases 1 to 708 code for a protein of 235 amino acids. NCBI's taxonomy places the organism in Eukaryota, Metazoa, Chordata, Aves, Columbiformes, Columbidae. The record is from RefSeq and is a predicted model, not a curated record. The transcript is spliced from 4 exons.
AUGGAGAAGGCACGGCAAAACAACCUCUUUUGUCAUGGCCAAAACAUCGAAACAGAACUUGCAACACACCACCACACGCUUACAAUUCAACUGCUCAUACUUGAAGGGAAAAAACCCUCUGAUUUUCACAGACGACUGGGCCCUUCCCAGCCGGGGGGGCCCUUCCACCGCACGCAGAGCUACGAGCCUGCACUCCCGGUCCCUACAGACAGCGCAGCGGGACGGUCACCGCCCCUCGGAGCCACCACCGGCCCGGCCGCAGCACCGGCCUCACCUCAGACACAGAGGGCGACCCGCGGGACGGAGCGGCCGCCGCGGGGGCUCCACCGCCAGCCCUCGCCUACGCCGCGCCCGCCCGGAGCGCGAGCCGAGCCGAGCGGAGCCGAGCGGAGCCGCUCCUCGCCCCGGGCAGCCCUCCCCGAGCCGCCGGCCCCACCGCACCCGCCACCCAGCGCCGCCGGCACCGCCAACCUGCCCGCGGCCCGGCCCGGCGCCUCAGGCGGAAGCGGCGGCGGAAGCGCUACGGCGGCCGCGCGGGGCCAGGACGGAAGCGGCCUCCCGUGCGCGCGCGGGCGUGGGGCGACGCGGCGGAGCGGGCACCAUGUCGGGCCGAGAGGGCGGCAAGAAGAAGCCGCUGAAGCAGCCGAAGAAGCAGACGAAGGACCUGGACGAGCCAGUGGCGGAAUAAAGAAGUCUGGCAAAAAGUAGUUUGAUCGAAUCGCAGGGUAAGAAGUGAUCGAGUUACUCAAUGGACCUGCAGACUUCAGAGAGUCAUGAAAACUCACUGUCAUUUGGGAAACAUUGUACAUUUUGUUUAGUCAUAAUAAAUCUUUUUUGUUAAGUCAUAAUAAAUCUUUUUUUGUUAAGAUGUAA